Messenger RNA from Seminavis robusta, 1240 nucleotides. NCBI's taxonomy places the organism in Eukaryota, Bacillariophyta, Bacillariophyceae, Naviculales, Naviculaceae. The record is from the annotation of a GenBank genome assembly.
CACCACGUAUGAAUUUCGUCUUCAACUUCGUUCCUCCUUCGAACAUCUGCCACCAAAGAAGAUAAGAUGAGAAGAUACCACGCCUCUGUUUGCAUAUGUAAUCAAUUUUCUUUCACAGCAGCGGCAGAGGAUACAAUAAAGAGUGGUAUCAUCAUUCUGUUCUGCACAAUCUAUUCUCUUUUGAAGUGAUCUGAAAGAUGAAGACCUCAGUAGCGAUUGCGUUGCUUUUUCCAUGCUCCGUCGUGUCAUUGGUUCCCCUGCUCGACGGAGGAAAGCAAAUGCCCAAGUUGUAUGACGGUUGGCUCAAUGAUCAGAUUGCCAAACAGGCUAGCACCGGUAUUUCAAACGCUCUUUCGGCUGGCUACGACAAAAUUGAGGUCAACUUUCCUGCCGUUCCAAAUGUGGAUGAGGUCAAGUUUGGUACUCCCCUCAACAAGAAAUUUGGAACCAGUGUGGUAGCCCGUGAUUUGGGCGUGGUGGGUGGGUACACCCCGGGAUCUGAAGUUUCUCGUGAAUUGGUGGCCUUUGCCAACAUUUACUGGGCCAAAAAGAUUGCUCCUGCCGUCAAGGGGGGUGUCUUGGGUGGCAAAAAUGUGGCUUGUUUGACCACGGAAAAUGUCUCCUUUAAGGCCAUCAAAAAGACGGGAGACGUCACCCGUACGGGCGCCGUCCUGUCGCCUCAGGCCCGUCAAGGAGGACGCAGCAACGAAGCCGUUAUUUGUGUCAACCCGGGCGGAGAAGAACGAUGGGAUUCCAUUGCCAAUGCUCAUUGUGAGCCCGGACAGCCCUUUGUCGUAUUGAACAAUGCCUACUCCACAAGCUAUGAUUUGGGAAACAAACGUGGCUAUGAGGAAGCCUACUAUUUGAAGAGAAUCUCCAAGGGAUGGGUCUUUCGCAUCUUUCCUGGUCCUUGGCAAGCCUACAUUGAACGUCCUGAUGGCAGCGUGGAACUGUUGGAAACCUACAAGGAAAAACCACCUCUGAACCAAGUGGCUACCCUUGUCAGAGACACUUCUUUCAAAAGAUAUGCAAUCAACAAUGACCGAUACGCCAAGGGAUUUGGAGCGCGUUUGUAAAUACCGUACGUACAGCAAUAGAAGCAAUGAUGCUUGAAGUGGCGCCUUUGGCACUCUUUCGCAAAGUCCUGCCUAGCUGUAGCCUAAUCUUGGACGUGCUGCCAUGAUGGCGCUGUCCUCCAAAGCUAAUGAACCUUAGGAAGUUUUGAUGUUUUGAUGUCCUG